Molecule: messenger RNA, 6864 nt
Organism: Fimicolochytrium jonesii
Lineage: Eukaryota; Fungi; Chytridiomycota; Chytridiomycetes; Spizellomycetales; Powellomycetaceae
Exons: 10
Coding region: 1-6864 (2287 amino acids)
Biological process (GO): cyclic nucleotide biosynthetic process; intracellular signal transduction
Molecular function (GO): protein binding
Source: RefSeq, a predicted model, not a curated record
AUGCGCGACGCCCGCAGCCCUCUUUCCUCCAACAGGACCCCUUCAGCGACACAUUCCGCACCUGGGACGAGUCAGGAGCAUCUGGGACUAAUAGCGGAGAAAUGGAACCCGGACUCGAAAGAGAAGAAAAAAGGUUUCAUGUCGCACCUUUUCGGCCGGCGGAAGGAGAAGCCAAAAGAGGCGGAUAUGGGAUCGGAUUCGAGCACCGGAAACUAUGGAAAGCGGCCUGAUGAGUUUCCCAGCCGGAAUGAGUUGAUUGAUCCCUUUUUGGGCGGUGUCUUACCACCGAAGCCAGCAGGCAUGAGCUCGUUCACGAAACGGAAACAGGGCAAGACUCGGGAGGGAAGCUCGUCUGACAAGCAAGUUCAAUUGGACCUUGCCGGCUUCUCGAUGGACCCUGCAUAUGUGCCUCUAGAUCUGGUCUCUAUCAACAGCCCUCUGGAGAGCGCCAACACGAGAAACUUUCCCGGUGGCGAACUCGAGAGCCCUGGGAUGAUGAGACCUGGUGCAGCAGCGUCCUCCAUCUCGCCAAAUUCACGAAACAAUAUGAACCUUACGUCUCCAGCGUUAUCAACAUGGCAACCACCAGAGAGUUGGGGCACACGCGUGGAGGAUCGAUUACCGGGCAAAUUGGGGCCUACGGAUGGACCCAGAAUGGCAAACGUGGAUGCCAACUCCAUACGGUCAGCAGCAUCGUACGGACAACCCAAUCCAAUAUUAUACCGGCCACACGAGGCCAGGCAUGACGAUAUAGCCAUCGACACCCGUUACGAAGUAGAAUCCAUCAAAGAGAGCAUUGCUGGCGACAAAGUGGGCGCACUUCGUCUUUUCAGGCGCGACGGGACGUUUGCGACCGUGUCUUGCCGAGAAUCGACUACUGCUGGCGAGCUGCUGAUGAUUAUGGCGAAGAAAUCUUUGAUCAGCGAUUUUUCGAAAUUCAAUAUACAUAUUGCGCGGAAUGGCACGGAACGCGUGCUAGCGCGUCAUGAGCGGCCACACCUCAUUCAGCGCCGGUUAUUCGAGCAGCUGGGGUACACCCGCGUGGACAAGAUCGAGUUCCUAGGAAGGGAGGAUCACUCGUAUCUGUGUAGAUUUAUUUUCAAAGAAACGGCGUUCGGGAAUGAAAUCUCGGCCGACUUCUGGAAAUCAUCAGCAUUCAACCCAGCGACAUUAUCGCUCGCUAGAAUGAAUCUGUCUGCGGUGCCACUGACGAUAUUCCGGUUCGCACAUGAGAUUGUACAGAUGGACCUCUCAUGGAACCCGAACAUCCAUGAGAUCCCAAAUGAUCUAGCUCUCACGAUGGACUCUAUGCGGUCCAUCACGUUGGCGCGAAACGAAAUCUCAAAAGUUCCGAGGUCGCUUCAGUAUAUCACGAGACUAAGCGAGAUCGAUUUGUCUUAUAAUCGAAUCGACUCGUUGGACGACACGGGAUUGGGGAGUUUGACCGGCCUGACGAAGCUUCGUUUGGCCGGAAACCUGCUCGAAUUCGUUCCUGACGAUAUUGCGCGGGGCUGCAGACGGCUGCAGCUAAUCGAUUUGUCGAAUAACCGGCUCACUGCUUUCCCGCUGACGCUAUGUCAGUUAUGGGAGACGCUGCAGCAUCUCGACCUAAACUUCUGCCGGAUCGAGGGGUUUGUUCCAGAAGGCAUUGGGGAACUUCGCAAUCUGAUGGUGUUGCGCAUGGCGGGCAACCGGAUGCGAGGUGGACUUCCUGGGCGGAUGGCGGACAUGAAGGAGCUUCGGAUGCUGGAUCUCCGUGGCAACACUUUUGGCUGGGCCAAUAACGAGGAAAUGCCCGUCAUGGAGGUCUUGGCCACAUGUCCGAAGUUGGAGACGCUCUACCUGGAUGCAAAUCGGAUUAAGUGGAUUGGGCCAUGGAAGGCGCGGUCUCCUCACAGGGAUACUGUCCCCCCUCCGUCGGAUUUCGAUAUGUUUGACAACGACGACGAUAUCUCCUCUGCGCCCGGCGCCGCGCCGCUGGAGUUCACAUCCCUUAAAUACCUCUCGAUCGGAUUCCAACUGGACCUCUCACACGCCCGCCCGAUGAUGGCACACUUCUCAAACUACGCUGCUACACUCGCGGACCUGAAUUUGAGUUCAUGUGGGAUCGAGAUGCUGCCCAAGCGGUUCUUCCAGAGACUGCCGGCGGUUCUGAGACUCAAUCUGGGUGGGAAUCGAUUGCGGGACCUGCCUGAUUUCAUGGCGCCUCCGCCGAACAAUUUCCCGACCCGGUUGCCGUUGCAGGAGCUGCUGGUGAAUAACAACUUUUUGGAAGAUGUGCCGCCGGAUAUUGGGGAUUUGGAUCGGUUGGUGGUUCUUGACCUGAAGAGCAAUUACCUGCGGGAGCUGCCGUCGGAGAUAUGGCGAUGUCGAAGUCUGAAAGUCUUGAACUUGAGUUCGAAUCGGCUGGAGGUUUUCCCGAUGCCGUACCCGGAAGAUGGGACGGUACUAGUUUCCAUGAACACGCAGCAAACCAUGGGUCGAAGCGGCGGCUUCAGCUACGGCAAAGGAGCGUCAGGGACACUAAGCCGCGCUGACCACUUCUCCCAAUCUGCCCAAUCGCUCAACACCAUCUCGGACCAGAUGCCCAACCUGCCACCACUCAGCCACUCGUUGCAACAAUUGUAUCUUAGCGACAACUACCUAGGCGAUGACCUGUACAUGGCCCUGUAUCAUCUUCCCAACCUGCAAGCCCUCCAUGUGUCUUUCAACGAAGUCACCGAUAUCACGUCGUGGGUGGUCGCUAUUCCCGUUCCUGUGCCGAUGGUCCCCUGGUUCUACAAACUGCAAGAGCUGCAUCUGAGUGGGAAUCUCAUUACGACACUUCCGGCCGAGAUAGAGCGUAUCCGCAACCUCAAAUCAUUGUUUCUGAACGCCAACAAGCUGAGCACUGUGCCGGGAGAAGUCGGCAAGCUAAAAUCCCUAGAAGCGCUAGAUUUGGGAAGUCAGGUCGGUGCCAGGGGAGAAGGCACCGGGCUGCGAUACAACGUCUCCAAUUGGCCGUAUGACUGGAACUGGAACUGGAACCUCGAUCUCAAGUACUUGAACCUGUCUGGGAACAAGCGACUGGAGAUCAAGCCGUCUGCGAGUGCGUCGAGUUUCUUUUCCGGCGCGGAUCUUGCGCAGGCCGCCAACCAGACGUCGGCGGUUGCGGGACACAAGGUUGGCGCUAAAGGCGGAGGAGCCAUACAGGCCCCGGCGACGUCGGGUGCGUUGGUGGCCAACCCGUCUCAGAAGCGGAGGGACUUGACCGAUUUCAACGCAUUGACCAACCUGCGUCUUUUGGGGUUGAUGGAUGUGACCUGCUUGAUUAUGCCGCCGGAUGAAAGCGCGGAAAGGCGUAUCCGUACCACGGGCUCUGACAUGUCUCUGCUUGGGAUACGGGGAGGGGUCAUCCGGUACGGAGUUGCGGAUAUGCUCUCGCGACCUGGACAAACUGGGAAGAAGGACAGAGCUGGCAUCACGGAAGGUGCAUCCGAAGGUCAACAUCCAUUGUCUACGAAGCUGGAGCCCGACAAUUUCGCGGUUUGGGAUCUCGUGGUACCGAAAUUCAGAGGACGCGACAACGAAGCCCUUUUCGCCGUGUUUGAUGGGAAAGGAACUCGAGGGGGAGCCAAGAUGGCCAAAUAUCUCAAUGAGUGGUUUGGAUGGUUCCUGACUCAUGAAUUGGAAAAGGUUGAAAGAGUGGAACCGUUGUCGGAGAUAGGUUCAAGUCAGCACGUAACGUCUUCUGCAAGUACGAAGCCGCCAAACGUCAAAGGCCCCACUUCCGCCAGCGAGCGGUCGCCAGAGUCGCAUUUCUUAGACCCAGAGUCUAUCCGCACAGCUUUGAGACGGACGUUUAUUGCAGUCAACAGGGAAUUGGGGUCUAUGCACGACGAUCUGGACGAAGGCUUAGGUGGACCGCAAUUGCAACAUCGCAGUUCCAAUGAAGGUCGUCGACAAGACCAGCCCCGAAACGGGACUUCGAGAAGCAAUAAGCGGACCGACUCGUAUGGGAUUCGGCCGCUUUACGGUGCCUCGGCGCUGGUCGUUUUCCUAUAUGGGCAGCCUGGCGGCCGCUCGCGCGGAGCCAAGUGCAGUAUGUACAUCGCGAACGUCGGUGACAGCAUGGCUGUCAUUUCGAAAGCUGGCGGCGUUGCGGACAUUCUGGCGAAGCACCACGCGAUGGACUUUGUGGCAAUGAGCAAACUGGACCCCUGUGCACCCCUCGGCCGAACGCCCAACUUCGACGCGGGGCCGAAGUCGGCUGGUAGUGACAGCCUGUCAGGCCGGCUAUCGCUUGACGGAGAUCUCGAAGACCCGUCCCUGUUACAAGAUGACAGUAGAUAUCCCUGGCCCCGGAGUGAACUCGAACGAGUGCACAAUGCAAGCGGGUGGUUCUCGCCUUCGGGCCUGGUUCAGGAUCAAGUGGAACUUACACGUGCGUUCGGGUAUUUCCCGCUUUUGGGCCCAGUCAACGCGAACCCCUCCAUCCAAACUGUCGAGCUGGACGUCGAUCAGGAUCCGUCGGACGAUACGCGACGACAUGGCUCAGAUCUGCGGUUGCCUCGGUCUGCAAAACCGGGGGAAGACGAUAUACCCGAGAGCCCUGCUACUACCGCCUCCGUUGGAGGCGACGAGUUCGUUGUUCUUGCGAGCGGAGCCGUUUGGGAGGCCGCUCGUUGCGGAGGUUCAGACGAAGACGGCGCCCAGAUGAUGGUGGACAUUGCGCGGAGUGCCCUAGCUCCAUCAGCAGCUGGAACUGGGAUGGGAGGUAACGCCCCGAACACAGGGGCCGGUGCCGGACUGGGUAUCAGUGGCGGCCCCGGCAUGACGAAGAGCAGCAGCAACCUCGCUGCGGUUCAGCAACAAAGUACCAAAUCAAGUGGCGGCUGGGGAAUAGCGGCCAUGAAAGUUCGCGACGUGGCGCUCAGUUUAUCAGGUGGGAAGGCCGGCGGUGGAUACCUCGUCAUGGUCCUCGGGUUGAGAGAUCUUGCAAAGAAGAGCACCUGGUGGAACGCGUCUGGUGCUCGCCGUGGAAGUGCCGAAAGUUCCAUCGAAAGUCUUGCCGUUGAGGACCGACAUCGCAAGAUUACUGGGAGCCAAGACUAUGGCUCUACCGUGAGCUUGAAGGAAAAGCGGAGAAAGGGAACCGAAGAUCCCCUGGAAAUGCUCACAAAAGAGAUCGCGCCGCCCGUCGGUCGGUUGGCUUUGGUGUUCACGGAUAUCAAGAACUCCACUUCUAUUUGGGAAAACAAUCCGGUAGCUAUGCGGGCCGCUUUGAAGCUUCAUCAUCAAGUCAUGCGACGCCUCCUUCGCCAGACGGGCGGUUACGAGGUGAAGACCGAAGGUGAUGCUUUCAUGGUCAGCUUCCAGAACGUCAUCCAAGCGGUCGAAUGGUGUUUGACAGUACAAGGCGAACUGCUGAGCAUCGAUUGGCCGGCAGAGAUCUUGUCGACCGCGGACGGUAUGGAUAUCUGGUGGCAGAAGAAGGGAGGGAGCGAGUUCGUGACCGGUGCCGGACUUGAGCACAACGAAGGCGAGACUGGAUCAGACGUCGAGGUGGACAUGACGGACGAUGACACGACCAAGCCAAUCAAUCGUGGGGUGGUGCAUACGUCACGUAAACGCCGGGAACUCAUUUUCCGGGGAUUGUCGGUUCGCAUGGGUAUCCAUUUCGGCAAUCCGCUAUGCGAGGUUGAUCCGAUCACCUCGCGAAUGGACUAUUAUGGGCCAAUGGUCAACCGCGCUGCUCGUGUAGAAGGAGCAUCUCAGGGGGGUCAAAUACUCAUAUCCUCCGAUGCCAUGAAGGAGCUGAAGAAGUCUCUCGGUUGGUGGUACAAGGACACGGUGGAAGGAGCACUGACGGAUGCCAUCAAAAGCGGCGAGGACUUGACCGACAAUAUCACUGUGAAAGGGGACACUGCUACCAGCACUGGGGGCCAACAUGCUCAUGGUCAUCCUAUGAUUGCUGGGCCCAAUGAUGACGCGGCUCGCUUGAAGAGACUCGGAGUCGUGACUUGGUGUAUCGGGGAGAUCAAACUGAAAGGUCUCGAGACGCCGGAGGUCAUUUAUGCGAUAUACCGAAGGGAUCUAUUCACGCGACAUAGAUUCUAUUCCCUGGAACAAAGUGGUGGUCUCAACCUCAUGACUCAGGCGCAACGCAAAUCCGACGAUGCGAUCGGAGGCUCGCUAUUAGAGAUCGACCGAGCGACAGUGCAGAGCCUUGGUGCACUUUGCUUGCGACUGGAGUACCUCGCAUCACAAUGCGGAGAUGGCUGGCAGGACUCCAGCUCGUCGUUGGAUGCCGCACCUGAAAGCUUAGAUGGGGAAUGGGCUGUGGAAGGUAUCGAUGAAGGGGACAGACCGGCUCUCAUCAAAGCACUGGAACACAUCGUGACACGGAUAGAGAACGCUAUCUCGAUCGUUCAUCUAACGGAUUCAGCGUUUUCCCGCGCUAUCCAAUCCCUCGGGGCGGCAAUCGACACCGACCCCAGCCACGUCCUCCGUGCAAUCCAGCUCUACGCAGACAAGCUGGAGGAACGCAAACAACGCAAAGCCGAGAAAGAAGCUGCCAAAGAGCUGAGACGAGAGCAACGGAGGCAAAGCAAGCAACGGCAGGCCGAGGAGGAACAACAACUCCACUCCGAAGCAAACAACAACGGCGGCGGAGGGAGGGAGACAAAGACACGGUCGCGGUCCGUUAGCAACACGGAGUCCCUUGCGUCCGCUUACGGGCGCCGGCGGAGAAGCAGUGCGUCGACGGCCCUCCAUAGCACGGAUGGGAAUAGCACGUCAGUGACACGAGAGCAGCGGCGGCGGAAAACAACCCGAGAAGAACUCGAAUCGUCGAGCCGCCGGGAACGGCGGUUGGAUGAGUGA